CAUUUAAUUCUUUUGAUAGAUUGCAAUAUGAAAACCUUUUUGAUAUUAUAUUUGAAAUGCAAGAAGUUAUAGAUAAAGAAUUGCAUCUUUAUCUUUUUGAAAUUCUUGGUUUAUUUUGUGAAGAAAAAUUAAUCAUAACUAAUAUCAUCAAUUCUCUUAUAUAUAAUAUAG
Molecule: messenger RNA, 171 nt
Organism: Scutellospora calospora
Lineage: Eukaryota; Fungi; Glomeromycota; Glomeromycetes; Diversisporales; Gigasporaceae
Source: the annotation of a GenBank genome assembly